Molecule: messenger RNA, 5049 nt
Organism: Balaenoptera musculus (blue whale)
Lineage: Eukaryota; Metazoa; Chordata; Mammalia; Artiodactyla; Balaenopteridae
Gene: NDC1
Product: NDC1 transmembrane nucleoporin
Biological process (GO): nuclear pore organization
Cellular component (GO): nuclear pore transmembrane ring
Molecular function (GO): protein-macromolecule adaptor activity
Source: RefSeq, a predicted model, not a curated record
CUUUGUGGAGAGGGCCACAGCAUCCUUUGAUUUCACUUUCAGGAGGUCGAUAAAGUAAGAUCGGAAGAAAUGAAGGCAAAUCAUUUUGCCAGGUCUUUCUAAUUACAGAAUUCUGAUAAUCAGCACUGUGACUAGAAGCUGCUUUAUAUAAGACUACGAUUCCCAGCAUGGCACAAGGGACCGCUGGGAAGACUUCGACUCCCAGCAUGCUGUACUUUGGAACUCCCAGUCCCAGAAUGCAACGCUCUUCCUUACUCAGAGGGCCGUAGACACUACAGUUCCCAGCAUGCAGAGCCGCCCCCAGUUUCUGGCGCCCCGCCGGACCCUGCUUCGGAGAGACGUUUUGGACUCCAGAGGGCGGGCCCUGGAGUCCCAGCCCCCUUUGGAGGACGUGUCUGCGGGGCGGUUCUGGCCCGUUGGGCCCGUCCAGACGGAACCUCGAAGGGAUGGUUUGGGGCCUGGGCCGGGCUUCGCCCAGGCAGCGUCUGAGACAGCCCCAAUGGGGCCCUCGGGGGGCCUUCCUCCCUUUGAACUGCGGUGGCGGGUGGGCUCACUGUAUCCUGCACUUUUCAGAGUAGGGGCCGCCAUCACCAUGGUCACUGCUGCGAGUCGGCCGUGCGCCGGCGGGCCGCGGGACAUCCUGUGGCGCGUUUUGGGCUGGAGGAUAGUUACAAGUAUUGUCUGGUCAGUGCUGCUUCUGCCCAUCUGUACCACAGUAUUUGUCAUCUUCAGCAGCAUUGAUUUAUUUCAUCCUAUACAGUGGCUCUCAGAUUCUUUCAGUGAUCUGUAUAGUUCCUAUAUAAUCUUUUACCUUCUGCUGCUGUCAGUGGUAAUAGAUAUAAGUAUUUUCAAUGUGGAGUUCUAUACAGUUGUGCCUUCCAUUCCCUGCUCGAGACUGGCACUGAUAGGGAAGAUCAUUCAUCCUCAGCAGCUCAUGCACUCCUUUAUUCAUGCAGCAAUGGGAAUGAUGAUGGCUUGGUGUGCUGCGGUGAUAACCAAGGGUCAAUACAGUUUUCUUGUGGUUCCCUGCACUGCUACUGAGAGCUUAGAUGGCCCUGCUGCACAAACCUGCUUAAAUGAGUAUCACCUUUUUUUUCUGCUGGCUGGAGCAUUUAUGGGCUAUAGCUAUAGCCUCCUGUAUUUUAUUAACAACAUGAACUAUCUUCCAUUUCCCAUCAUACAGCAAUACAAGUUCUUGCGCUUCAGGAGGUCUCUGCUUUUGCUAGUUAAGCAUAGUUGUGUGGAAUCGCUGUUCCUGCUUAGAAAUUUCUGCAUUGUGUAUUAUUUUCUUGGCCACAUUCCCAAAGCUUGGAUUAGCACUGCUAUGGACCUUCAGUUAGAUGAGCAGUUUCAUAGGCCUCUUGACACUGUGAGUGGCCUCUUGAAUCUCUCAUUACUCUACCAUGUCUGGCUCUGUGGUGUCUUUGUCCUGAUGACUUGGUACAUCUCGUGGAUACUCUUCAAAAUCUAUGCCACGGAGGCUCAUCUGUUCCCUGUUCAACCACCAUUUUCAGAAGAGUCAUAUGAAUGCCUCCCGAAAGUUUUAAACAGCAAUCCUCCCCUCAUCAUAAAGUAUUUGGCCUUGCAGGACCUGAUGUUGCUUUCUCAAUAUUCUCCUUCACGAAGACAAGAAGUUUUUAGCCUUAGCCAGCCAGGUGGACAUCCCCACAGUUGGACAGCCAUUUCAAGAGAGUGUUUGAAUCUUUUAAAUGAUAUGACUCAGAAACUUGUACUCUAUCAAGAAGCUGCUGCUACAAAUGGGAGAGUGAUGUCUUCAUCCUACCCAGUGGAACCUAAGAAAUUGAAUUCUCCAGAAGAAACUACUUUUCACACCCCAAAAUCUAGCCAGAUGCCUCGGCCUUCAAUGCCAUCAUUAAUUAAGACGUCGCUGUUCUCCUCAAAAUUGUCUGCACCUGAUGUUGCAAGUCCCCUGGCAACCCCAUUUGGCUCUAGUGUAGUGAAUCGGAUGGCUGGGAUUUUUGAUGUAAACACGUGCUAUGGGUCACCUCAGAGUCCUCAGCUUACAAGAAGAGGGCCAAGAUUAUGGACUUUGGCUUCUGGUCAGCAAAUGACUGAAUAUUCUAAUCCUUCUCCAUCUACCUCUGUUAGUGCUGAGGGUAAGACAGUGAGACAGCCCAAUGUGAUUUAUUCAUGGAUUCAGAAUAAACGUGAACAGAUUAAGAAUUUCUUAUCAAAACGGGUGCUGAUAAUGUAUUUUUUCAGUAAGCACCCAGAGGCCUCCAUUCAGGCUGUUUUUUCAGAUGCCCAAAUGCAUAUUUGGGCAUUAGAAGGUCUGUCUCACUUAGUAGCAGCAUCAUUUACAGAAGAUAGAUUUGGAGUUGUCCAGACUACACUACCAGCUAUUCUUAAUACUUUGUUGACGCUACAAGAGGCAGUUGACAAGUACUUCAAGCUUCCUCAUGCUUCCAGUAAACCACCUCGGAUUUCAGGAAGCCUAGUGGACACUUCUUAUAAAACAUUAAGAUUUGCCUUUAGAGCAUCACUAAAAACUGCCAUCUAUAGAAUAACUACUACAUUUGGUGAACAUCUGAAUGCUGUGCAAGCAUCUGCAGAACAUCAGAAAAGACUUCAACAGUUCUUGGAGUUCAAAGAAUAGUUAAGUAAUAUAAACUGUGUUCAUUACAUUGCUGAUACAACUACAGAUGGGACAGUAAAUGUUCAGCAUUCUUGGAUCAGAAGAAAAUGGACUAAUUAGAUGCUUCCUUUGUCGUGGUGGUUGCUUUGAAAACUAUACUUUAAUGGGAGAAAUCAUGGAAAGAAAUUCUCAACAGAAUAACCGAAAACUGCCUUUUCUGUACCGAUUACUUUUUGUGUGUGUGGUAUAAUAAAAUCUUUAUUCAAUUUUACAGAAGCAUCUAUGGCAGUAGAAAUGUUUGUAGCUUAUAUAGCUUAAUAAUAAUAACUAGAAAAUUUUUAGAGUUUACUUUUGAGAGGAGUAGAGUCAGCUCAGAAAGUACUGAUAAAAUAGGUUGACUUGAUCUAGUCUUCCUUCCUAAUCGUCCUGAGAGUUUAGCUCUCUGUAAAUUCAAAAUACAUAAACUUUUUUGGAGUAGUUUCUGUUUACUAAAGGAUAAAAAGGGUAACAGUGGAGAAAAAUUCACAGAAAAUAUUGUCUGAAGGACAUAUUUUGUUAAUCUGUUAGGUUGUGUUUUUGUUUUCAGAGACAAAUUAAAUUUGCAUGAUUGUCCAAAAAAAGUCUCAAUUUACAGAUGCUAACUCUAUAUAAAGGAAUGUGGAAAAAUUCAGUUCUUAAGUUACAAGAUUAAACAUUCACAUUUGGUUUUCGAAAGACAAUUGACCAACAUCUAUGAAUUUAUUUUGUAUCAUGCUAGUAAACAAUAAGCAUAUGGGUAUUUUCUCAACUAGUUUUGCUUUCUUUUUCUGGAACAAAACAUUAAGUGAUUGCCGAGUUUUUCAAGUGAGAGAAAAAGUUUUGCACGAAAACCCAGGAAACUUUCCCUUUUUUUUCCUUCCCUCAUCUUCAUUAGAUCAAAUUAUUUUGUAAAGCUCAAUUGGCCUCACAGAGGGAGCAACCUUUGCUUUGUUAACUGGCUAAUUAAAAUAUAUUAGGAAAAUCUUUACAGCCAGAAACAACUUAGUCAUCAAUUAGCAAGUGAAACCAAAAUGUCAGAGGGAUUACUGUACUUAGGAGUAUGUUGUAUGUCCCAAAAGUGAGUAGGUAAUUUUAUAAUUUAUUAGAUCAACUUUGGAGGUGAAAGAUUGGAAAUCCUACUGGUAGAUAUUCACUGGACUAGCUUUGGACUGAAAUGCUCCCUUGUAAUUCUUUUUCCAUUUUUUCCCUCUAGUGUCCCCCGUUUUUUUCUUUAAAGCCAGCACAGAAUUGUAUAUGAAUCUUUAAUGUGGUAUAUAUGUCUACCAUUUGUCUGAUUACUUGAUGUAUUAUAUCUUGAUUUAUUUGUUGCCCCUUCAACCAGCACAUGCCAAAUUAUAAAUGAAUCCUGCUGGCCUUUAAAGUAUCUUUAUGAGACAUUUUCCCAGUUGUCAAGUGUUUGGAGUAUCUAGGCUGUUGCCUUUUUUUUUUUUUUUUGGCAUCUGAAGUGGAGUUGAUCUCUUUUUUGAAUGUAAAAGUUGAAUUUCGAAUGUGGAAGUUACUUACAGAUGACCAGAAAAUUGUGACUAGGUUGACUGAGAACUGUUGAGUUCCAUGUUUUAAAGCCAUUGAACUUUUUAUAUUCCAUUCUCUGUGCUUUCCCUGGCUGAGGCAUUUUGGGAGAAAAGAACUCUUAACCUUAUGCUUCCAUAAAGAAGAAUUUAAACUCUGACUUACUUAGAUAAAAUGUCUGGCUUUGUUUAGGUUUUUGUCAUUUCCCAUAUACUUUGGGAAAAUGUAUAUUUGAUGAGCAAUGUGAAAAUUUCUGAUGUGUUCAUCCCUAUUUUUUCUCAAGAGGACGUGCUGUGUACACAAUAUAGUUCACUUUAUGUCUGGCUGGUGGAAAUUUGGAAACUGCUUCCCCAAAUCUGGAUUGUAUUUAGUAGAUAAGGAAGUCAGUUCCUUUUCCUCAUUGUGUUGUUAAUCUACACACCAUCUGUUGGAGUAGGGUAUGGCUCAAUCACCUGUUAUGAAAGAGAGCUCCUUCGCCUGUGUACAGGGAGGAGGAUCUUAGGAGGCCAGCAAGAGGAGAGAACCAUUUCCUUUGAUGAAGUCACAUCCUGCCUAUGAACCCACUGAUACUACACAUUGGCCUGAAAAUUAGAGGGUGUUCUUUAAAAGCCUUUCUCUGACUGUCAGUACAAAACGUGAUUGUAUCAGCUCUUGUAAUGUUUUCUUGACCCUUAUGGAAGGUAUAAAUCCACGUAACUUCUUUCCUAGAGAACUGGGACACUGUGCUAGAAUUUUAAAAAACUUGUAUAGUUGAGUGGACGUGGAUAAGCAACAAUUUGUUACUUUGCUGGGUUUAUUCCUUGGUAAUUGUUCUGUGUGUCUUCCUAUAAAUAUGGUAAUCUGUUUAUAUCCUUUUGUAUAUCACUGAUACUGAACUGGGUAGAAAAAUAAAUUAACAGUUUUUA